Molecule: messenger RNA, 959 nt
Organism: Schistocerca gregaria
Lineage: Eukaryota; Metazoa; Arthropoda; Insecta; Orthoptera; Acrididae
Exons: 5
Coding region: 82-930 (282 amino acids)
Source: RefSeq, a predicted model, not a curated record
CCUGCUCCCCCGCGGCCGAGGCCACCAGUGCCACCCCCGCAGCCUCCGCAGCCACCACCAGCUCCACCUGCUGGACCCAAGAUGCUGGUUAUCGGUAGUCGGGUUUAUCAGCUAGUCCAUCUGGGAACCUAUGUAAUCAAACCGCUGCAUGGUCUGGAUGCGGAUACACAGGCUCCGGACCCAAGAAACCCUGGCAAUGGUGCUAGGAACUUCACUUCGAGCGUCAGCAGUCCAAUGGUUUCUGCUGGAGCCGCUGCUGCAGAUCCAGAAAAUAAACGGCAGUAUCAGGAAAAGCGUCGUCGUCACGUCACAGACCAAGCUGACGCCGAGGUCAAACGACCGAGAGUAAAAGACGAGCCUCCGGAAGCAACAGAAGCACAUGGAAAGAACAGAGCAGUCCCAUUAAAAGUGCGUGGUAUUACAUGCAAAGAUGUUUUCGUUAAUGGACGCGAAGGAGUGUUGGUGACAGUUUCUUGGGAGAAGACAUUUUGUGAAUCCAAGCCCGAAUUGAAAACUGAAAGCAAAGAUGCUGUAGUACCGACCAUCGCUGAACUGCAAGAUAAUCAAAAUGCCCAAAGGACCGAUCAUCAGACGGUACGUAAGACGGAAUCCAUCUACGAUAAUGCUAUGGAAGUUUCCAGAACCUAUGGUGCAAAACAACAAGCAGAAUACGUCCAAUUGAAAGCAAAUAAUGCCCAAUGUGACUGCACUGCGAUCUGUGUUAAAGAUCUGGACAACGUCAAGCCUAGAUCUUCCAGUUCUGAAGAUUCAGGUAACUACGUUUGUCACAGUCGUGAACCUGAAACACUGGAGACUGGAGCAGGACCCUUGAUGACUGCCGUCGGCAGUAGGUCUUCUGCGGAAUCAAAUUUGCAGCACACUGCACAGCAUGGCUGUGUAGGGCCACCUUCCUUGCACUGUGCCCAGUAACAGACACCAAUGUAACCACAUAGUUCCAC